CGUGGCUUGGCGUCGAAUACCGACAUUCUAUCAACGCGUUAGGUCGCGUCCGCUCAUGCUCUUCCAUCUCGCAGGCCCAACCCUUCGCCACCCCACGCAAUUCCCUAGCCUGCCAUGGGUUGUGGUGCCUGCACACAAGGCAGUCUCUAUGGCCGAAAUGCCUCUUACCAGCCAUAACAACGACCAUAACCCGCCGAGCUUUGGUCUACCCAUUGCUGCCCCCGUCUUGGAAUACAUCUGCCUGUUUACCCACGAUCUGAAACGCAAGCAGAAGCGCUGGCAAGAUGGUCGACUCAAAUUCCACACGUUCAACAAGCGAAUAAUGGUGUACGAUGAGAAAGGGAACUUCAUCGGAGACAUGCAUUGGCGCGAGGACAUGGAAUUCGGAGAAGGCGAAGAACUCAACCUGGAGCGAGGUGCCGUUAUAGUUCAGGUUGCCGAGUGCGUCGGCAGCAAGGACCAGGAUCUCACCGCCCUUCUCGACAAGAGAGCCAGGGAAGUUGAGCAGAGACAUGCUCGCUCUUCUGCCGCCACCGCGGAUUUGCCUCUUCCUACUACGCGACUGUCUGCCGUAUCCCAGAACCAUCCCCAGGCCCAGUUCAGACAACGUCACCUUGCCGACGUUUUCAACACUCCCCGCGGGCCACAGGGAAGGGCUUCCAUACCCACGACCUCCCCCUACGAUGAACGCAUCGCGGCACAGCAGACCUCCAGCCCCCAGGAUGAGAAUCAGAGACCUGCAAAGAGGAGGAAGAGAGAUCUUUCACCGCCAAGCAAGUCCGGUUACGCACAAAAUUUAUUUGGCGCAACUUUGAACCUCUCAUCUUGGACGGCCAGUGCUCCGGUGCGAAACCAACCUGCGAAUACGUCUAGAAAUAGUUCCCCGCCACUCGAGACAAUACCGAACCUGCUCGUUCCUUGCAGAAAUGGCAGACCAUCGAGGCCGCGAACUUCCACGAUUGUUGACCUGACAGACGACGGCCCAGUCUCAACAGAAAACUCCAAACCCUCGCCAGCCGUCGAUCGGGAGGACUCCGCCAGUGAUGCAACGGAGGCGCCAGCGAAGCGACCUUGUCUGGUACCAAAGCCGUUCAAAUCACCAAGUGUUGGUAUCCCAAGUAGUUACCCAACCCAGAAGGAAAUCCAGCCUAAUCCUGAAACCCGAAACCUCUCACAGUUAUGUGGUCAGCAGCCUCAGGAGUAUGCCGAAAGUUCAGGGAAUAUAGCUGCCAACCGCGGCAUCCGAGAACUUCGCAACAACAAAUGCAAACCAGCUUUGCAUCAACCAGGUACUCAACCUAGCAACAGUAUGCUUCACAGGUCUGCCCCUUGUCUACUAGAAGGACCUCCCGAAGCCGUUUGCGGGGACGUAGAAAAUGCAGCCUUGAAACCAGCGACAGAAGAGCCCUUAUCAAGAUUAGCCGUAGAUGCAGGUCCGGAGGAACCAAAGACGAAGCUCCGUAUCAAGGCCAGGCAAAAACGCGGACUAUUGAUGAUCGCAAAGAGGCCCACAACGAAGAUUCUGACGACGCAGACGAACCCGCUGGAGACCCGAAUGGAGGCGCCCUCCGAGGGGAAACGACAUACAACGAGAGGUGCUUCGCCAGAUUGUAGCCAAAACGCGAGAUCGAUUUCUCCAGUUGGCAUGUUGCCUCACUUUAUUGACGGCAAUGUCAAACGCGAUACUUUGAGACUCGCUCCAACCCAAUAGUUGAAACCCCAGCUCAGUCCGAACCCGAACCCGGACCCGAACCCGCUGA
Colletotrichum destructivum is the source of this 1760-nucleotide messenger RNA. RefSeq lists its product as uncharacterized. The coding region runs from base 56 to 1711 and encodes 551 amino acids. Lineage: Eukaryota; Fungi; Ascomycota; Sordariomycetes; Glomerellales; Glomerellaceae. The record is from RefSeq and is a predicted model, not a curated record. The transcript has 2 exons. Gene Ontology annotation, biological process: double-strand break repair. Gene Ontology annotation, cellular component: nucleus; site of double-strand break.